Messenger RNA from Pimephales promelas (fathead minnow), 2008 nucleotides. It is a transcript of the gene paf1, whose product is annotated as PAF1 homolog, Paf1/RNA polymerase II complex component. Gene Ontology annotation, cellular component: Cdc73/Paf1 complex. Lineage: Eukaryota; Metazoa; Chordata; Actinopteri; Cypriniformes; Leuciscidae. Gene Ontology annotation, biological process: transcription elongation by RNA polymerase II. The record is from RefSeq and is a predicted model, not a curated record. Gene Ontology annotation, molecular function: chromatin binding; RNA polymerase II complex binding.
UCGCGCACGGGGUCCUGCAGGAACUCUGCGGGGCGGAAGUCAGGCACUCAUUCGCACGCAGGGGCGCGCGUUGCUGUUGUUGUGUCGAAAAGCUGAUUUGAACUCUUUCAUCGCUGUAUAUUAAUCGUUUGUGUGGAGAAAACGCGUUUAUUUCCUCCUCUAUGGCUCCUACUAUACAGACGCAGGCGCAGCGCGAGGACGGACACCGAAGUUCAGCACACAGAAGCGUCCCAGAGAGGUCUGGCGUCGUGUGCAGAGUCAAAUAUGGAAACAGUCUCCCGGACAUCCCGUUUGAUCCGAAGUUCAUCACGUAUCCGUUCGACCAGCACAGGUUUGUGCAGUAUAAAGCCACAUCACUAGAGAAGCAACACAAACACGAGCUGCUCACCGAACCGGAUCUGGGCGUCACCAUCGACCUCAUCAACCCUGAUACGUACCGCAUCGACCCCAACAUUUUGUUGGAUCCUGCUGAUGAGAAACUGCUGGAGGAGGAAAUCACGGCUCCGUCGAGCUCAAAGAGGUCGCAGCAGCAUGCGAAGGUGGUGCCGUGGAUGAGAAAGACGGAGUACAUCUCCACCGAGUUCAACAGAUACGGCGUCUCCAACGAGAAGGUGGAAGUCAAGAUCGGUGUGUCCGUGAAGCAGCAGUUCACAGAGGAGGAGAUCUACAAGGACAGAGACAGUCAGAUCGCUGCCAUUGAGAAGACCUUUGAAGACGCACAGAAAUCCAUCGCUCAGCAUUACAGCAAACCCAGAGUCACGCCUGUGGAGGUGCUGCCCGUCUUCCCAGACUUCAAGAUGUGGAUCAAUCCCUGCGCUCAAGUCAUCUUUGACUCCGAUCCGGCUCCGAAAGACGUGUCUGCCCCGGCGGGAGUGGACAUGAUGUCACAGGCCAUGAUCAGGGGUAUGAUGGACGAGGAGGGCAAUCAGUUCGUGGCGUACUUCCUUCCCAACGAGGACACGAUGCGCAAACGCAAGAGAGACGUGGAAGAGGAUCUGGAUUACAUGCCUGAUGAAGUGUACGAUUAUAAAAUUGCUCGCGAGUACAACUGGAACGUGAAGAACAAGGCCAGUAAAGGAUACGAGGAGAACUACUUCUUCAUCUUCAGAGACUCGGACGGCGUUUAUUACAACGAGCUGGAGACCAGGGUGCGUCUGAGCAAGAGGCGAGCGAAGGUUGGCGCUCAGUCGUCCACGAACGCUGUGCUGGUGUGUAAACACAGAGACAUGAACGAGAAAGAGCUGGAGGCUCAGGAUGCUCGCAAGGCUCAGCUGGAGAAUCACGAGCCGGAGGAUGAGGAUGGAGAGGAGCUGGACUUGGAGAAAGACAUGCAGGACUCUGGCGAUGAGCGUGAGAAGCCCAGCGACUCGGAGAACUCUGAGAGCGAGUCCGAGCGCGAGGAUGAGGAGCGACCGGCUGAAGAAGAGGAGGAGGAGGAGGAAGAGGAGGAGGACGAGGAGGUGCGCAAGCGGCGCGAGAGGAAGAGCAGCGGCAGCGAGAGCGGAGAGGACCGAGACGCGGCCCGUGACGAGGAGGAGAUCUUCGGCAGCGAUGACGACAGCGAGGAAGACGAGGGUGGGCGAGCGAGGAGCAACAGCAGCAGCGUUCAGCACAGCGGCAGUGAGAGAGAGAGAGCGUCCGACUCCAGCAGCGACAGCGAAUGAGGCGCUAAACUCUCUCGCGCGCCCUCGUGAAGAACAUGCCUUUUCAUCCUCGUGAAAUUAUGUUUUGCUUGUUUUACUCGUCAUGGAAAUAAUCAGUGACCUGGACGUGAUUGUGAGCGUCACACACACACACACACACACACGUGUCUCAUGCCAUCUGCUUCACAUCCAUGUGAGCAAUCAACUGAAUUACACAGAUUUGUCCUGCUGUAGUUUUUAUUGUUUGACGUUUCUGUUUUAUUUCUCUGGCUUUUCAUUAUGUGAGACUGAAGCGAGUGACGUUUUUGUAGUUUCUUCCUCUCGUUACAGUGUAAACAUUGUAAAUAAACAAUGAAUUUGUUACA